Messenger RNA from Linum trigynum, 1608 nucleotides. Lineage: Eukaryota; Viridiplantae; Streptophyta; Magnoliopsida; Malpighiales; Linaceae. The record is from the annotation of a GenBank genome assembly.
AUGGGGUCGAUCCCCGAUCCAGGCGAGGUCGCCGCCGACCUAACUCCUCAGCCGCCGCCGAGCUUCGACGACUUUCAGCGCCAGACGUCGCUCAUGACCAGCUGCACUCUCCUCUGGAAGGAGCUCUCCGACCACUUCACUACUCUCGAGCAGAACCUCCAGAAGAAGUCCGAUGCCUUGAAGCGCAAAAUCCAGGCCCUCGACACCGACACCAAGGCCUCUCUGGCUUCAAUAAAAAAACGGGAGGUCACAAUCGACGGCAGCCUCGAGAUCGCCCUCGAGCGCCUCGAUGACCGCUGCGAGGCUGCUCUCAAGUCGAUUGACUCCGAUCGAGACGACGGCGAGGUCGACGACGGCGACGGUCUUCUCCUUGCUCUCAAGGCGUUCUGCUUGAAGAUGAGGUCCAGGGAGUUCUGGAAGUUCGUGAUCACCAAGAAGAAGGAGCUUGACGCGCUGAGGAGCCAGAUACCGAUGGCGCUGGGUGAGUGCGUGGAUCCUCCUAGGUUUGUGCUGGAGGCAAUUUCGGAGGUUUUCCCCGUGGACAGGAGAGGGGAGAGGAGCGAGAAGGGGAAUGAUUUGGGAUGGGCUUGUGUUGUGAUUCUCGAGAGCUUGAUUCCUGUGGUGAUGGACCCUGUGAUUGGGAAGUCGAGGCUGAUGGUGACGCCGACGGUGAAGAAGAGGGCUAGCGAGAUUGCGGAGACGUGGAAGAGGAGCUUGGAGGAGCGCGGCGGGAUUGAGAAUGUGAAGACGCCGGAUGUUCAUACUUUCUUGCAGCAUUUGGUCACUUUUGGGAUUGUGAAGAGGGAGGACUUCGAUUUGUACAGGAAGCUUGUGGUUGGUUCGGCCUGGCGCAAGCAGAUGCCUAAGCUUGCUGUCUCUCUUGGCUUGGGUGGUGAAAUGCCUGAUAUGAUCAAAGAACUGAUUGGUAGGGGUCAGCAACUGGAUGCAGUGCAUUUUACUUACGAGGUCGGCCUGGUCAACAAGUUCCCCCCAGUACCCUUGUUGAAGGCCUUUCUAAGGGACGCAAAGAAGGCUGCGGCUUCUAUAAUGGAAGACCCUGAUAAUCCUGGAAGGGCUACGCAACUUGCUGUGAGGAAGGAACAGUCAGCACUCCGUGCUGUCAUCAAGUGCAUCGAGGAAUACAAACUAGAGUCCGAGUUCCCACCAGAGAACCUCAAGAAACGCCUCGAACAGCUAGAGAAGGUGAAGACGGAGAAGAAGAAGCCGAUGCCAGCUGCCAUCCCUGCCAACAAGCGAACGCGUGCCAACACCGCCGUUCCAAUGCCACCAGCCAAGGCCGGGCGUCUGACGAAUGCCUAUGUAUCAUCUUUCCCCUCACAGCCGCCAGCAUUUGUCAGGUCGCCUUCACACCACCCGCAGCAGUACCCAGCUGCCGGCAUCCCAGCAUACGCAUCUCCGCCACCACCACCACCAACGGUCUAUGGCACCCCGAGCCCUCCAUCCCCAUACGCUGCCUACUCCCCUGAAGCAGUCCACCACCCGAUUCCCGGAUCAUACACUUUGAAUUAUAUGCCACCACCACCGGCAGCGUAUGGAGGAUAUCCGAGUGGGUUCGCACAAGCUUAUCAUCAGCAGGCUUACUACUGA